Molecule: messenger RNA, 1113 nt
Organism: Colletotrichum higginsianum IMI 349063
Lineage: Eukaryota; Fungi; Ascomycota; Sordariomycetes; Glomerellales; Glomerellaceae
Product: N-acetyl transferase separation anxiety
Exons: 1
Coding region: 1-1113 (370 amino acids)
Biological process (GO): mitotic sister chromatid cohesion
Cellular component (GO): NatA complex
Molecular function (GO): acyltransferase activity, transferring groups other than amino-acyl groups
Source: RefSeq, a predicted model, not a curated record
AUGUCUCUCCCUCAGACCGCGACGAUGAAGCCGACACAGUCUUCGAUAAAGUCCUUCUUCCAACCUCGCCAACAACCGUCUUAUGCACCCCCGCCGCCGUCGUCAAAGUACGCGCCCGCGCCUCCGACAACUGGAGCUGCUACUGCUACUGCCCCUCCUCCCGCCGCCAAACCCCCCACCUCGACCACGAUAACACCUCCCCCUUCAACAACCACGGCAUCACCACCGCCGCCGGUGACGACGCCUCCGACACCAGCGGCCUCGAUGCCCAUCCAUCCUAGUGCCGGCAUUCGCCCCGUGGACGACCAUGACCUGCAGCCUCUCCGCCGAAUAAACUCCCUCCUCCUCCCAGUCGCCUACCCCGAGACUUUCUACGCCGCCGCCCUUACGGGCCCCCUCUCCCGCGUCAUCACCUGGUCCGACCCGUCCUCCCCCGGUGUGGAGCAGGUCGUCGGUGGCGUCGUCUCCCGCAUCGAACCCUCCCCCUUCCCGCCCGCCUCGCCAGGCGCUCGCCCCGAACACGCCCUUUACAUUCAAUCCCUAGCCCUCCUCUCCCCCUACCGCUCCUACGGCCUCGCGACUGCAGUCAUCGAUCACCUCGUCGCCGCCGCCGCCGCUUUGUCUCCAGAGAUCAAUCUCCGCCAUAUCUACGCCCACGUGUGGACGGACAAUGAGGAGGGCAUGCACUGGUACACUGCACGCGGCUUCGAGCGCUACGGGGAGCCACUACAGGGAUACUACAUCAAGCUGCGCCCCGACUCGGCCUGGAUCGUCCGCCGCACUGUUGGGCCAUUGUCGGUCGGCGCUGGCAGUCGACACACGGAGAAGACGGCUGCGCCCGUCCCCGGUCCCACCGCAGCUGUUGCAAACCUUCCUCCCAUGAGCGGCGGUCCGCCUCGGGCCGCCGACGAGUCACUCUCAAGAACCCCCUCAGGCCAAUCCUUCCAAAACCGCCGAGCCGCCACAGAGUGGAACGACCUGCCCGAAGACAUGGCUUCAAGCAUGCUCGCCCCUCCCCGGAACAGCGGCGGCUCAGGUGCAAGCUCAAGGAGCAGCUCCAGCGUGAGGAAGAAGAGGGACAGAUCAUACCCCGCUGCGGCGUUCCAGGGGUAG